Rubroshorea leprosula is the source of this 927-nucleotide messenger RNA. The record is from the annotation of a GenBank genome assembly. NCBI's taxonomy places the organism in Eukaryota, Viridiplantae, Streptophyta, Magnoliopsida, Malvales, Dipterocarpaceae.
CGUUCCCUAAAUCGUAAUCUCAAUUUCACAAACACAUGCUCUUGUUGUGAGUUGUGUGCCUCCAAAAAGCAUCGUUCAAAUUUCAAGCUUAUGAGCCAACUAAUAUGGGUAUGAAGCUGUUGAGUCUACAGGUGAUCCCCUGGUGUUUUCAGUUGUUGGGCAACCACAUCUCCUGUGUGCACCUCCAGCCGGAACCACCUCUUGGGAUCAUCAAGCUCGUCAAGUCUGAUGGGAUCGUCAAGAUCUACCACCGACCCAUCCACGCUUCCGAGAUCAUGAAGGAGUUCCCCAAGCACAUGGUUUGCCGUUCCGAUUCCCUCUACAUCGGUCAGAAGAUCCCUGCUCUGUCCGAGGAUGACCAGCUUCAGCUCGGCCACAACUACUUCCUUCUCCCCAGACAUGUGUUCCAGUCCGUUCUCUCCUUCGUCACCGUUUCCUCCUUCGCCAAGCUGUCCAGAAAUGCUUUCUUGAAGAAAGCCGCCGCUUGUCAGCCAUUGGAUAUCCAGAAAAGCCCAUCUGGUUGUCUCAAAAUUCGCGUCUCCGAUGAGUUUAUAUCGCAGUUGAUUGAAGCAGAGGAAGAGAAAGGGGGUGAGUGCUCUGCCUUGCAGAAUAGGGUAUGCAACACCCCACAGUUGCACAAGGAUUACACACAGCUAGUUGGGUCUCGCCGCCACUGGAAACCGAAGCUGGAGACCAUAAAGGAAACAGAGAAGAGCAAGAUUUCGAGUUUUGGAAUAAACAGGAGAAGGAAAUCACAAAAAUCAGAUCACCAUGGAAGUUGUACAAAACCCAAGAUUAUUAGGAUCAAAUCAUUAGAAAGAAAAUAAAUUUUGUUCCGUUUUUUUCACUCAAUCAAAGCAUGAUCUUGUGAAAGUCAUUAUACUGUAGCUGUUCAGAAUUAAUAGAAAAUGAAAUCAAAAUUCUAGU